GGGGCGGGGCGGCGGCGCGGGUUUAAUGAGACUCCAUUGGGCUGUAAUCAGUGUCAUGUCGGAUUCAUGUCAACGACAACAACGGGGGGACACAAAAUGGCGGCCGUCUAGCUCCGGCCCCCGGCGACGGCGGCGGCGGCACCUCCCCGGGGAAGGACCGGCGGCGGCGGCGGCUCCUCUCCUAGCUGGCGGCGCGCGACCAGAUUUACCUGAAGAUCUGGAGAAUCUCCUACUUGGCUAGGAUCUGGGCAGACAUCUUCCACUGCAUCUGGUCUCGUUUGCCUUCCCGAUUAAAGAUGUCCCUCACCUGAGCGCAGUUUUUCCCAGUUGACGAGACCAGAAGGAUUUCAACACAGCAGUACCCCCGUCACCUUUCUCAUAUUUAAGGAUGGAUGUUUGUGAGGUGUUCCUGAACAGAGCUUGGAAAUCUCUGGUGGUUUUUUAAAAGCGUGACUGACUUCUGCAGAUGCAGGUGAUGUUCAGAUCUAAGGAGAAUAUCUAUGGGUAACUCUUGGCUGGAAGACAUCAUUAGUCAACCAUGGUAAAACUUGCCAACCCACUUUACACAGAGUGGAUUCUUGAAGCUAUACAAAAGGUCAAAAAGCAGAAGCAGAGGCCAUCCGAAGAAAGAAUCUGCCAUGCAGUCUGUGCUUCCCAUGGAUUAGAUAAGAAGACGGUCUCUGAGCAGUUGGAGCUGAGCGUUCAAGAUGGCUCUGUUCUCAAAGUUACCAACAAAGGCCUCGCGUCCUAUAAGGACCCAGACAAUCCUGGGCGUUUUUCUUUGGUUAAACCAGGCACUUUUCCCAAAUCAGCUAAGGGGGCCAGGGGGUCAUGUAAUGAUCUGCGCAACGUGGAUUGGAAUAAACUUUUAAGAAGAGCAAUCGAAGGGCUCCAGGAACCAAAUGGCUCCUCCCUGAAGAAUAUUGAGAAGUAUCUCCGCAGUCAAAGCGAUCUGUCGAGCACUACCAACAACCCCGUAUUUCAGCAACGAUUACGACUGGGGGCCAAACGUGCUGUAAAUAAUGGGAGGUUACUGAAAGAUGGACCUCAAUAUAGGGUGAAUUAUGGUAGUUUAGAAGGCAAAGGAGCCUCAAAAUAUUCCAGUGCUUUCCCAUCCUCUCUACCACCUGUCAGCCUUCUACCCCAUGAGAGAGACCAGCCUCGAGCUGAUCCCAUUCCAAUAUGUAGCUUCUGUUUGGGGACUAAAGAAUCAAAUCGUGAGAAAAAACCAGAAGAACUCCUUUCUUGUGCAGACUGUGGCAGUAGUGGACAUCCGUCAUGUUUAAAAUUCUGUCCUGAGUUAACAACAAAUGUAAAAGCCUUACGAUGGCAGUGUAUUGAAUGCAAGACAUGCAGCGCAUGUAGAAUCCAAGGCAAAAAUGCAGAAAAUAUGCUUUUUUGUGAUUCUUGUGAUAGAGGGUUCCAUAUGGAGUGUUGUGACCCACCGCUUUCCAGAAUGCCCAAAGGAAUGUGGAUUUGCCAAGUCUGCAGACCAAAGAAAAAGGGAAGAAAACUGCUUCAUGAGAAAGCUGCACAAAUAAAACGACGAUAUGCAAAACCUAUUGGACGACCGAAAAAUAAACUAAAGCAACGAAUGUUGUCUGUAACCAGUGAUGAAGGAUCCAUGAAUGCAUUCACAGGAAGGGGGUCACCUGGUAGGGGUCAAAAGACUAAAGUCUGUACCACACCUUCAUCUGGUCAUGCUGCAUCUGGGAAGGACUCGAGCAGCAGAUUGGCUGUCACAGACCCCUCUCGGCCUGGUGCCACCACCAAAAUCACCACCACCUCCACCUACAUAUCUGCCUCUACACUUAAAGUUAACAAGAAAACCAAAGGGCUCAUUGAUGGCCUGACUAAGUUUUUCACACCAUCCCCUGAUGGUCGCAGAUCACGAGGUGAAAUAAUAGACUUUUCAAAGCACUAUCGUCCAAGGAAAAAGGUCUCUCAGAAACAGUCAUGCACUUCUCAUGUGUUGGCUCCAGAUACUGAAAUCAAAAUAAACAUCAAACAAGAAAGCGCAGAUGUAAAUGUGGUUGGAAGCCAGGACAUCGUUUCAGAAGAGGAUUUGGAUGUCUUUAAACAGGCACAGGAACUCUCUCUAGAGAAAAUAGGAUGUAAGAGUGGUGUGGAGUCAAAUGGACGGUACCCUUCAGUAAUAGAAUUUGGAAAGUUUGAAAUCCAGACCUGGUACUCUUCGCCAUACCCACAGGAAUAUGCAAGAUUACCAAAGCUUUACCUGUGUGAAUUCUGUCUGAAGUAUAUGAAAAGUAAAAACAUUUUGCUAAGACAUUCAAAGAAGUGUGGAUGGUUUCAUCCUCCAGCAAAUGAAAUCUACAGGAGGAAUGACAUUUCAGUAUUUGAGGUUGAUGGAAAUGUGAGCAAAAUUUAUUGCCAAAACCUUUGUUUGCUAGCCAAGCUCUUCCUGGACCACAAAACAUUAUAUUAUGAUGUUGAGCCGUUCCUUUUUUAUGUUCUUACAAAAAAUGACGAGAAGGGCUGUCAUCUGGUUGGAUACUUCUCUAAGGAAAAGCUUUGCCAGCAGAAGUACAAUGUCUCCUGCAUAAUGAUUAUGCCCCAAUACCAAAGGCAAGGAUUUGGAAGGUUUCUCAUUGAUUUCAGUUAUUUGCUUUCUAGAAGAGAAGGACAAGCAGGAUCUCCUGAAAAGCCCCUUUCUGAUCUGGGUCGUCUCUCAUAUCUGGCCUACUGGAAGAGCGUCAUAUUAGAAUACCUCUAUCACCACCACGAGAAACACAUCAGCAUCAAGGGGAUCAGCCGGGCUACUGGCAUGUGUCCUCAUGAUAUUGCCACAACUCUGCAGCAUCUCAGUAUGAUUGACAAGAGAGAAGAAAAAUUUGUAAUCAUUAGAAGGGAGAAGCUGAUAUCCGGCCAUAUGGAGAAGCUGAAAACUAAUGCCCGCAUUAACGAACUUGACCCUGAGAGUCUAAGGUGGAUGCCAUUGUUGGUUUCCAAUGCAGCAGUUUCUGAAGAAGAGCUUGAAACUGAAAAAGAGGCCGAACAUCUGAUGGAGCAAGGUGGCUCUUGGGAAAAAGAAGAGCCGGAAGUCGUAGCCACACGAACUAAUACUAAGCAAUCACCUGCAAAAGUACAAUCAAAAAAUCAAUAUCCGCAUUCUCCGGAGACUUCGUCUGCGUCUGGGGAGCGAGGGCAGUUGACGGAGCCGUCUAAAGAAAGCAGCGAAGAGGAGGAGGAGGAAGAAGAGGAGGAGGAGGAGGAGGAGGAAGAAGAGGAGGAGGAGGAGGAAGAGGAGGAGGAGGAAGAAGAAGAGGAAGAGGAGGAAGAGGAGGAAGAGAGCUCUCCUCCGAGGCUGACAAAACCCCAGUCUCUUGUAGUAAGCAGAAAGAGACCUUUUAUCCUAAAGAAGAAAAGGGGUCGUAAGCGAAGGAGGAUCAACAGCAGUGUCACCACAGAAACAAUUUCUGAAACUACCGAAGUACUGAAUGAGCCAUUUGAAAAUUCAGAUGAAGAGAGGCCUAUGCCGCAGCUGGAGCCUACCUGUGAAAUCGAGGGGGAAGAAGAUGACCUAAAGCCAGUAAUUAGAAAAAUGUUUCAGUAUCAACCUGGGAAGCAAAGACAAGAAGAGGAAGAGAAGGAGAAAGACAAUCAUUGCUAUAAGAAUGAUGAACCAGGUAGAAACAACCCCGAAGGAGCAAAUAGUCUGAACGAUGUUACUAAAGACAAUCCUGAACCUCUGAGAUGCAAACAAGGUUGGCCCAAAGGAGUGAAGCGUGGCCCAUCUAAAUGGAGGCAAAAUAAAGAAAGGAAGAUGGGUUUUAAACUUAAUUUAUACACACCCCCUGAGACUCCAAUGGAACCCGACUGCCAGGUGACAGUAGAAGAACAGAAAGAAGCUUCUGAAGAGAAACCAUGCCAGAUUCCUGUUGUAGCAGAGGAGGCCAUUAAAGAAUCAUCUCUUCCACCUGUACAACCCCAAGAUGAAAAUGGAGAAGAGAUAUCCGCGCCUCCAAGCCCUAACAAAAUAACUUUUGAAAAAUCCGAGAAUGGUGUAGCAACCAAAGCGGAGGAAGAGGAAGAAGAGGAGGAGGAGGAGGAGGAAGGAGAGGGGGAGGAGGAAGAAGUAGAGGAAGAGGAGGAGGAGGAGGAGGAGGAAGAAGAGGAGGAAGAGAGAGAAGGAGAUGCAGAGAGCGACAACACCAAAAGUCAGGAAAAAGACCAACCAGAAACCUGUGCCGAAAAAAAAGACCCCGCGGCCAUCGAUGAUCACGAAGAGGAAGAAGAAGAGGACGAAGAGCCAUCCCACAACGAAGAUCACGACGCAGAUGACGAAGACGAUGGUCACAUGGACCCGGCCGAAGCCGAGAAGGAAGAGCUUGCAGGAGAAGCUUUCAAGGAAGCUCUGGAGAAUCAGGAGACUUUUUUAGACCUAAGCGUUCAAACUGGUAAUUCCAAACCGGAGGAGUUAAUCGACUGUGGUGUUGACCUUUCGGCGCCCCGUACCGGCGAGUCAAAGGAGGGUGCCGCCGACGCGGAAGAUGUGCCCGGACCCGACGAGGAAGAUGUAGAACGGAGAGCCGACCGGGAUCGGAAAGAUAGCGAGGAAUUAAAUCCUGAAUUCAAAGGAGAAGCUACCGAAACUAUGGAGCUAGACUCGGAGACCGCCCAAGCCGUUCAGUCCCUGACCCAGGAAAACGGCGAACAGGAUGAUACUUUUCAAGAUUGUUCGGAGACGCAGGCGGCCUGUAGAAGUCUCCAGAACUACACGCGUGCCGACCAGAGUCCCCAGAUCUCCGCCCUGGAUGACUGCCAGCAGUCUGACCACAGCAGCCCCGUUUCGUCCGUACAUUCGCAGCCCGGUCAGUCCGCGCGCUCCGUAAGUAGCCCGACGGUUCCUACGUUAGAGAACGGCUACGCUCAGAUCAGCCCAGAUCAGAGCGCCAUCUCCGUGCCCUCCCUCCAGAACAUGGAGACCAGUCCGAUGAUGGACGUCCCCUCGGUCUCCGAUCACUCCCAGCAAGUCGUCGACAGCGGGUUCAGCGAUCUGGGCAGCAUCGAGAGCACGACCGAAAACUACGAGAACCCGAGCAGUUACGAUUCCACCAUGGGAGGGAGUAUCUGUGGCAAUAAUUCUUCCCAGAACAGCUGCUCGUUCAGCAGUCUCACGAGCAGCAACCUGACGCAGAGUAGCUGCGCCGUCACCCAGCAGAUGUCCAGCAUCAACGGGAGCUGCAGCAUGAUGCAGCAGACGGGCAUCGGCUCUCCCCCGACCUGUAACGUCAAGUCUCCCCAGGGUUGCGUGGCGGAGAGGCCUCCGAGUGGCAGUCAGCAGUUGCCGCAGUGCAGCAUGGCCGCUAAUUUUACCCCGCCCAUGCAGCUGGCCGAGAUCCCCGAGACGGGCGGCGCCAACGUCGGCCUCUACGAGCGGAUGGGGCAGGGCGAAUUCGGGCCGGGCCAUUACCCGCAGCCCUCGGCCACCUUCAGCCUCGCCAAACUGCAGCAGUUGACCAAUACGCUUAUCGAUCAUUCGUUGCCUUACAGCCAUUCCGCUGCUGUAACUUCCUAUGCAAACAGUGCCUCUCUGCCCACCCCUCUAAGUAACGCGGGACUCGUUCAGCUCUCUCAAUCUCCGCAUCCCGUCCCCGGGGGGGCCCAAGCACAAGCCACCAUGACCCCGCCCCCCAACCUGACUCCUCCGCCGAUGAAUCUGCCUCCCCCGCUCCUGCAGCGCAACAUGGCCGCGUCCAACAUCGGACUCUCCCACACCCAAAGACUGCAGACUCAGAUCGCCGGCAAGGGCCACGUGUCCAUGAGGACCAAGUCGGCGGCCCUGCCCCCGGCCGCCGCCGCCGCCGCCGCCGCCGCCGCCGCCGCCCACCAGUCCCAGAUCUACGGGCGAGCUUCCCAGGCCGUCGCCAUGCAGGGUCCGGCACGGACUUUAACCAUGCAGCGUGGCAUGAACAUGAGCGUCAACCUCAUGCCGGCCCCGGCUUACAACGUCAAUUCGGUGAACGUGAACAUGAACACGCUCAAUGCCAUGAACGGGUACAGCAUGCCGCAGCCGAUGAUGAACAGCGGAUACCACGGUAAUCACGGAUACAUGAAUCAGACUCCCCAGUACCCCAUGCAGAUGCAGAUGGGCAUGAUGGGAACCCAGCCAUACGCACAGCAGCCGAUGCAGGCCACCCCCCACAGCAACAUGAUGUACACUCCGCCCGCCCAUCACGGCUACAUGAACACCGGCAUGCCCAAACAGUCCCUUAACGGCUCCUACAUGAGGAGGUAGGCUACGGGGCCGGUCGGGAAACCAGACAGACGUAGCGGAUUGAUCUGCACGGGUAUCUCUGGAGAGUACGAUUUCAAAACCAGCAAUUGGUGUGAAUAAAAAAAAAAACAUUUGUUGGCACCAUUAAAAAAAAAAAAAGCUGUAUGCAGCAGAAAGCCUUAUACGAGUUGUUUUUCUUUUAUCUCCUUUUCCUUUUCGGUACCUCUGUCUCUGGGGGUUUGGGUUUUUUGGGUUUUUUUCGGUUUUUAACGAAGUUCUCUGGAAAGGAAGGCCUCGCUCUCUGGACUGCGGUUUCACAGCAGCCGACGGCGUGGAGACACUCGUUGUGCCUGCUCCCCGUCGAGGAAAAAAAAACAAACGUGGAUGAGAGACCCCGACAUUGUCCGUUUUUAAUACCGAACCUUGCUCAUUUUUUCCUCUCCUCCCCAUGUAAAUGCCUUUAGCGUUUCAGUUAUUGUAUAUUUUGUUUAAGGUGACACUUCAGCAUGCCGCUAAUGUCUUUGUUAGUGACAGUGCAUUUUGUAGUACUGUACAAGUGUUGUGCUUAACAGUAAGCCAUUUCUUAAGUUUUUUGCCUUGAUUAGGGGGCCCUAAUUUGAGGGUUAAAAAAAUAUAUAUUUUUGUUAAUUAUAAAACUGUAAAAAGCUAUAAAGCUAUUCACAUUUCGAUUGGUUGAAAGGGUUUUAUCGCUAAAUGUUUGGUGUAAAGUUGAGACCCUUUUCCAUUUUGGUGACAGAUUUCUUUCGGGGCGGGGGUGGGGGGGCGGGAAAAAGGCAGCUUUCUGUUUUAUAAAUGCAGACUUCUGUUUAUUGAAUGAAGCAUAUCUCAGUGUUUAUCUGUCAAGUUUGGAAACAUCUCCCUAUAUGUCAAAUACUUGGCAGGGUUUAAAAAAUAGUGAAUUUGGUGUAAAGUUGCUAUUUUAUGGAAAUGCCUCUAACUUUACAUUUUCAUUCCAUCUGUAGAUUUUUCUAUCUUUAUAAAAUAUUGGAGUUAUUUUUUAAGGAAAAAUAGAGGAGCAGUAGCUUGUGAAUAGCUCGAACUCAGCUUACGAACCGCAUGUAAAAAAGCAGAAGUUAUUUGUGUCUGUUUAUAUUGCUUCCUUUUUGUAGCCUUUGUACCUGUACAGGGUGACUGUAAGGGCCAAGCAGAAGAGGCAAAAUCCAUGUAUAAAAUAGAACCCAGUGACACUCUUGUAUUUAUCUGUUAUCUUUUUAGUCAGUCACUUCAAAAAAAAAAAGCUGUACAUUUUAACAUAAAAUAAAUUAUGAUGAGCCAUUUUUAGCCUCUUGCGUCUUGUCAUAUUCUGGUGUUUAAAAGAGAACUGCCAACUCAAUUGUACUGCUUGUGGCACCUCUCUGUGGCUUAAAAAUGACCUUCAUUGCAGAACACACACCUUUUGGGAAAAUAAAUUAUUUAGGAUAAGUUUUUUUAAUAAAGUAAGAAUUAUCUCAAAUCAUGAAAAUGCCAAAUAAAAUAUCUAUUUAAUUUAUUUUAAUGCUCUUUCAUGAAAAGCUUUAUUUUAUGCUAGCCCAUACCUUCUAUAUGCUAGUCAUUGUCUUAAAAAUAAAGUUACUUUAUUUUCUUUCUUUUGGACUAUGAUCUUCAUUUGCAACGGAAAUCUGUACAAAUAUAAAGCAUUCAAAUGCCUCCAUUUGUACAGCCAGUGUAAAUGCACAUAACAGUUAAAUUGCAACACCUUCAUUUUGACAAUGAUCUGUAAAUUGCUUCCAGAGAAAUUAACCAUUUUUUGUCUCCUGAGAAAAAAAAAAGCAUUCCUCAUGACUCUGUAAUGAUGUAACGUCAGAUUUUUAACAAAUGAUUAAAAGAGAAAUAAACUGUU
Messenger RNA from Ornithorhynchus anatinus (platypus), 8099 nucleotides. RefSeq names its product lysine acetyltransferase 6B (gene KAT6B). The coding region runs from base 539 to 6259 and encodes 1906 amino acids. The record is from RefSeq and is a predicted model, not a curated record. Lineage: Eukaryota; Metazoa; Chordata; Mammalia; Monotremata; Ornithorhynchidae. Gene Ontology annotation, cellular component: MOZ/MORF histone acetyltransferase complex; nucleosome. Gene Ontology annotation, biological process: regulation of DNA-templated transcription; nucleosome assembly. Gene Ontology annotation, molecular function: DNA binding; histone acetyltransferase activity. The transcript has 19 exons.